CAUUUUAUUGGAUUUGAUAUUGAUGAUAAAGUAUUGAUAAUAUUUAAAAAUAAGAAAAAAUUAUUAAAAAUGGAACUUAGUAAAGAAACAGGUGAGCCUAUGGAGGUAGACGAGCCAACUGUCAGUCCAUCCAAUGUUCAUAAUAAUCAUAUUAAUAAAAAGAAACAAUCUAAAUCAAGUAUAUCAACACCAGAACCUAAUGAUAUAAAGGAUAAUUGGAGUAAUAAGAGGCAUAAGAAAGACAACACACGCAGUGAUACCUUAGAACCUUUGAAAUUACAUGUUCCGCCUUCUUUAGAACUUACCACUCCUACAUUCAACUUAACUUCUUCUUACACUAGAACGCGUCGUACUACAGCCAGUAUAAAAAAGUCGGAUGUUAGUAAUGCUAUUUUCAAAAUCCCAUUUGAGCAUGGAUGGAAACGAGAAUUAGUUUACAGAACACCAAGUGAAUCUGCUGUUCUCAAUCGGGCACAUACUAGAGCUGAUGUAUACUAUCAUUCUCCAAAUAACCAAAAACUACGAUCAUUACGAGAAAUUCAGGAACUAUUGAAUAUUUCAUCUGAUAAAAGUUUUCUAACUACAGAUUAUUUUACUUUUGUUAGAAAACCAAUUGGUGUCAAUGAUAGAUCAAAAGAACUGAUCAGAAAUGCACAUUUCAAAUCAUUUAAGGAAAACACUUCUGUUGGCGCUGCUGUUCAAUCUAAAAAAUCUAAAACACCUACUAAACAACGUCCACCAUUUAAUUAUGAUUUGACAGGCAAUGGAAACAAAAAUUCUGCUAGUAAAAUGAAAAUUGUUUUUAAAACUGUAAAGACUUCCUCAAGAUUAAGAUCCAAAAAAGGGAAUUCAGAAUCAAUGGAUACAUCUUCAUCCACACCUAAAUACAUAUCUGAAGACCAGCAAGCUGUUCAAUCUAGUAUAUCGACAAAAGUUUCUCCUAAACUUGAGAACAUUGAUAUAAAUACCACAAUCAAUAAAAAUACAUUGCCAGCAUCAGAUAGGAAAAUCAUCAUGCAGACUCGUUGUGGUAUGCGGUGCCCUAAUAUUGAUGAACCUGUCUCUUUAACGUGUACUCGUAGUCUAAAUCUCUUAGGUACUGUGGUUGUUGGUACUACUAAACCGGAGAAACUACGUGUUGAACCGAUUCGUAAAAGACAAGUUCAUCAAGUAUCAAGUACGCCAAUUUCUAAAAUUGAAGAACCACAUUAUAAAAUUGAUGAAUAUAGAGAUGGAAAUGUAUCCAAAACUAAAAUGGUCGAUGAUAGUUUUUACGUACAGUAUGUUUAUGAGUAUUUAUAUGUAAAACGAGGAUCUAGUUUAAUGACUAUUGUUAUUCAAGAGCUCAAAAAUUUGCCAGAGAAUUCUGAAAUGAAUGGUUCAUUUAAAAAAAUGUCAACAUCUUUAACAUCUAUGCAAACAUUUAACUACAUGGUUAAAGCAUUGGGACACGUUUUUAAAUAUUUAAAUACACGUGAGCUUGUAUCCGCUUCUAGAGUAUGUACCGCCUGGAAUAUAAUUGCAAUGAACAAGUUAUUAUGGCAAAAUUGUCGUUUAAAAAAUGCUAUGGUCUAUAACUGGGAAAGGUUUGUAGACUCGAUUGAUCAACAAAGAACUGAUACGUUAGAUACUAGACGAAUGUCAAUACCUGUACAAAAUGAUGAAUUCAAAAAUUUUUGGUUGCAUUUUUCCAAAGCAAUUAAAAGAGCACAGAAUUUAAAAUUCAUUGAAUUGUAUAAAUGUCCUACCCAUGUAGUUGAAGAUAUUAUUCACUCAUUACCUCAACUUGAAGUACUUAAUGCAACUUCAAUAAAAAAUCCAAAUGUAACAAAAGAGACAAAAAAUCCCCAUGAUCUUAUGGCCCUAAACUUAAAUUAUUUAGGCCAAAUGACAAACCUCACUGAGUUAAGACUAAAAGGUUUAACUGGAAUCAAAUUAACGUCAUUGCCAUCAUUUGAAAAUUUAAUAAAUUUAAAUAAAUUUUCAUUAACCUCUAUAAAUUCAUUUCCAAAAGACAUCUGUCAGAGUUUGGAUACUAUUACUGAUAACAUAGAGUUUUUGGAAAUUGGUGAUUGCGAUGUCUUAUCAAAAGAUUUUGCUGUGUCACUAAAAAGAUUUGUCAAUUUGAAAUCGUUGAGACUGGAAAAUUGUUGCGGUAAAUGGGAAAGUUAUGUACAAGACGUUUUUACUGCUAUAAGGGGUCUUGAAAAGCUUACUAUUCUGGAAUUGGUAAACAUAGAAUUCAGUAAUUGUGUUGAAGAUGAGUUGGAAAAAUGUGUUGGCAUUAAAGCUUUACUGAUUAUUCCUACUUAUAUGAACAAAUCUGCAACUACCAACUGCCACUUGAUUGACUGCGUCAAAAAACUCUCCAAGACUUUAACACACUUGGUUUGGGGAUUGACUCUUGAAUUACUUCGUGUUACUGAUAUAUUUAUAACUGCAAAUCAACAAAACCAGCAUAGUAUUGGUUAUAAUUUAGAAUUAUCCCAUACCAAUGAAAAGACCAACCACAUACCUAUACUAAGGACAAGAAAACCCAGACAGCGACCAGAAGAAGAGUCUGCUCCCGAAAAUGACAAGAAUAAAGACAAAUUAGAUGAAAUUAACUUACUUUCAGUUACUGAUCUAGAGAAACUGUUAGAUACAAUGAUGCCAGAUGCUAAAACUAGGGUAAUAAAGGUUCCCUUUUCAAGAACAGUUAGAGUUUAUUUGAGUGAACAGUUUAAUUAUCUUUGA
Rhopalosiphum maidis (corn leaf aphid) is the source of this 2736-nucleotide messenger RNA. RefSeq lists its product as uncharacterized. The record is from RefSeq and is a predicted model, not a curated record. Lineage: Eukaryota; Metazoa; Arthropoda; Insecta; Hemiptera; Aphididae. Gene Ontology annotation, molecular function: DNA binding; protein binding.